CAAUUUGACAGUGACAUUGGCAAGAAAUCUCAUCUCAAAAACGCUCAAAAAGGAUAGCAACUGUUGUGAAUUAAAGUAACUUACGUUACGUGGCUAUUUAUUAUUUUGUUGUUCUACAAAAAAGUUGAAUAAAUAUCAGAAACCAUGAGUGCUAUUGUUGGAAAUAUGAUGAAGCAGCUGAAAAGCAAAGAGUUCAGGCAAUAUUUAAUGAGCACCCAUUUCUGGGGUCCUGUAGCUAAUUGGGGAAUACCUCUAGCAGCUCUCGCAGAUAUACAAAAAGACCCCAGCUUUAUUAGUGGCAAAAUGACAUUUGCUCUGUCGCUAUACUCCAUGAUGUUCAUGCGGUUCGCCUGGAAGGUGCAACCUCGCAACAUGCUCCUAUUCGCAUGCCACUUCACCAACACAUUUGCUCAACUGACGCAGGGCGCACGCUUUGUGAACCACAACUAUCUUCAAAAUAAGAAGGACAUACAGACAGUCAAGCCCGCCAUUGUACAGGCCAGUGAACCAGUUGCUUCUUAAAAUUUAUAGUAAUUCUAGGUAGCAUAAUGCUAUUUCCUAAGCAGCUGAAUGUGAAUUCGUGGAUUGAAUUUCUACGAACCAACUUCUAGAACAAAUGCGAAUGUAAUAAUUUACUGAUAAACAUAUUUCAUUCUUUAAACCUGAAAAAGAAAAAACUAUUUUUGUAAGAAUAUAUUUUGAGAAUAAUAGGUAUAAAAGUGCAGAGGUGGACUAAUAGGUAGUAAAUAUAAAUAUUUUUCGUGA
Molecule: messenger RNA, 765 nt
Organism: Helicoverpa armigera (cotton bollworm)
Lineage: Eukaryota; Metazoa; Arthropoda; Insecta; Lepidoptera; Noctuidae
Product: mitochondrial pyruvate carrier 1
Exons: 4
Coding region: 145-522 (125 amino acids)
Biological process (GO): pyruvate import into mitochondria
Cellular component (GO): mitochondrial inner membrane
Source: RefSeq, a predicted model, not a curated record